Daphnia carinata is the source of this 1316-nucleotide messenger RNA. Its product is annotated as protein FAM151B-like. NCBI's taxonomy places the organism in Eukaryota, Metazoa, Arthropoda, Branchiopoda, Diplostraca, Daphniidae. The transcript has 6 exons. The record is from RefSeq and is a predicted model, not a curated record. The coding region runs from base 115 to 1080 and encodes 321 amino acids.
AUAGAAAGUGUUCAGUCGAUUCCUAGUUGUUGCAACAACAUCAGCUCUAGAACUUCAUUUUCUAACAGUGAUCUAUUCAUUAAGUGCGCACUUUCUAUCUGCGAUCCAAAAAAAAUGUCUGGUUGUCAAUGGUUGAGUGUGACUUUUGAGUUUCUUCCUUCUAUAGCGUUGCUGAACACAAUAGGUUGGACAAUGGUUCUUUUCUCCACGCAAGUCAAAAGCUCUUAUAUUUACGGAAACGAGGCAAUAUCCAUACCGUCUGUCGCCAAGUUUUUCCCACAAAUACAGUCAGACCUUUCACGUGUCAAGUGGGGACAUGGUGUCAACAGUAGGGGUCAGCUCUUCCAGUCACUACAAGGAAAUGACAUGAUGAUUGAAGCGGACGUUUCCAUGGGUAUGGUUACGGGUCGUGAAGGAAAAAUAUUACCUAUCAUGGCUCAUCCACCUUUUAAAACGUCAGAUUUAAGUUUGGAAGAAUUUCUAGACACUGCGCUGAGUAGCAGACAACCUAAAGGAAUAAAACUUGAUUUUAAGGAAAUGGAAGCAGUCGAAGUGUCUCUUAUGAUAAUCAAAUCUCGUGCUAACAAGAUUCGCGUGCCUCUUUGGUUAAACGGAGACAUUAUUCAAGGGCCAGUCAAUGCCACGACAAAACCACUUGAUGCUAGACGAUUCCUUAAUCUGACAAAAAGAUACUUCCCUGAUGCUGUUCUAUCCGUUGGAUGGACAACGAGGUAUGGCCCAGAUAUUAGUUCUUGGCCGUUACAGAUAAUCAAUGAGGGUUCGUACACCAUGAACCAUAUGAUUCAGUUGCGUGAUGCCCUUAAAGCGGCCCAAAUUCGUCAGACAGUAACCUUUCCAAUUCGGGCUGGUUUAUCGACCUCACGGGAAUCUCAGCAAAGCAUUAUAUGGUUACUCGAACAGAUUGAAGGUAGCACGUUGACACUGUGGAGUGGACCUUUCGACACGGUCGAUUUGCCUGGGUUGAUGAAACUUGUCAAGCAUAUUGGGACAAAAAAAAUUUACAUCGACGUGUCUAGCGGCCUUCUAUGCGAAAUUCAACAUUUUUCAGAUCGUCCAUAGUUCUGUUGGAGAACAAAGAAAAAACAGCUUCGUGCAAUCAAAUUCGGUUGGAGAGCAUUCGCCCUGAAAAAAAGUUUGACGUUGAGUUUGAGUCGGGCGAAAACUGGCCAGUGUUUAUGUUUUCCUUGCAUUUUAAUUGUUGCCGCGCAAUAAGCUUUACAUUUUCGUUAUAACGGUGGUGUACAGCAAAACAUGAUCAAGUGCCUUUCAAUGAAAUAAACGAAUUUUGUUCUAAA